AUGAAACAUUUGUUUAGAAACAAACAAAUUAAUGAAAAUUCUUUUUAUUCAUCACUUAAUAUCCAAUCACCAACACUUCAACAAACAAAAGGAUUAGAAAUUGUCUAUUUAAUGAACAUAGUUCCUUAUUUGGAAAAUAUUUCAACUUUAUUAACAUUUAUUUUUGUUAGUAGAAAAUGUUUUCAUUCUGUAAAACGAUUAAAGAUUAAUCCAUUCUACUCUUGCAAAUUAACUAAUACAAAAGAACGUAUCAAAUCAUUAAAAAAAGAGAUUCAAUAUUUUGUUGGGAUAGAAACAUUUCUUUGUGAUUCAGAAAUGAUUGAGAAAUUAACAACUGAACAAAUAGAUAAGAUAAAAAGAUUUAAUCUUUAUGGAAAAGUCAUUUAUACUGCACCAAACUUAAUCCAAAUAGCAUCAAAAAUCACUUAUUUUUCAUUUUAUGUUGAUCUUGAUGUACAAAUACCUAUUCAAAAAAUGGUUAAUUUAAAAAAAUUAUUAAUUGAUAUGAAUGGAAAUACUGAAAUGGUAUUUUUUACAGAAUAUAUCAUAGAAAUAUUUGCUCAACUUCAGUCUUUUCAAUUUUUUCAUUCAUUAGUUAUAGAAUGUAAUGGUAUUGAACUUAAGAAAAUAAUUUCAAUUCUUAAUAAAUUUGAAUGGAAUAAAAUUAGAGUUAUUAUUAAAUGUUUUGAUCUUAGAGAAGAACAUAUUACUUGGUUAAAUGAAUUAAAAAUUAAUAAUCGUAUUAUUUCUUGUUAUUCAAAUGAAUUAAAAAGUUCAUUUGUUAAAUUACUUGUUCUUCCUUUAUAUGAUGCUUCUAAUACUUUAACAAUUUCUAAUGAUGUUCUUCAAUAUCGUAAUUUAUUAUCUAUCCUUAAUUUGUAUUGGCUUGUACGUUUAGACUGUUUUGAAAUUUCUUCUCUUCAAUGUCCUGCUUGUCGUGUAGAUUUAUCAAUUGCAAAUUCUUUGCAAGAAUUUAAUUUAACAAAUACUCAUUACUUACAACCUUCUUGUUUCAUAUUACCUACUUCACUUAAAACAAUUACUUUCACUGAUUGUUCUAAUAUUACUCUUCCCAAUUUGGCUUCUAUUCAUUUGUCUAGUUUUUCUAUUAAAAAUUGUUCUACUGUUCAGUCUUUGUUCCUCCCUUCUACUCUCACCUUUUUGGAAAUUAGAAACACUCCACUCAAAGCUUCAUUGAAUUUAGAAUUAAUUCAAUUGAAACAAUUGUCUAUUGUCCAAUGUUCUUCAUUAGAGUCAAUUAUUGUUCCUUCGUCAAUUCAAACUAUCUGUGUUUAUUGGUGUGACUCAUUAACUACUAUUGAAAAAAUCUUUCAAACUACUGUUAAUAAAUUAGAUCUCUUUCAUUGUAUGAGAUUGAAACCCCUUGCAUUACCAAUAACAGUCUCACAACUAUAUAUUUCAUUUUGUCAAAAUAGUCUUAUCAACAAUAUAACUCAACUAACAAACUUAACAUCUCCAUUGUAUUAA
Molecule: messenger RNA, 1488 nt
Organism: Entamoeba nuttalli P19
Lineage: Eukaryota; Evosea; Mastigamoebida; Endamoebidae
Exons: 1
Coding region: 1-1488 (495 amino acids)
Source: RefSeq, a predicted model, not a curated record